AAUGUGCUGCUGUAAACGUGUUUCUAUUGUAGAACAAGCACAGGUAAAGAAAACCACACGACUCGAAUAGUGAGCGCUGUCCAGGUUGAGACAUGGAGUGUGCUGCAUGCCCAGGAGCCCCUGCCCCCUGUCACCACCCACUGGGAGUGACCACAGGCUGACUGUCACAGGCACAACUUCUUUUGCUUUCCUUUUGCAGGUUUUGCCCCCAGAUGUGUGCCUGUAGACACUCGAGGAAUUGUAGCCCUACCUGAAAGGGGAAGAAUCACUUUGGUUACAGAAGUGAAACACUCCUGUGCCUUGUCUCGGAAGACCCUGUUCUUGGCUGUGCAGCCCGUGGUGCACACGUGCUCCCCUCGCGCUGAGCUGCCGGAGGAUGGGGGACGCGGAGGGAACGUACCGAGCCCUGCAGGCGCCCGGGGCGCAGGGGCGCAGGGGCGGGCGGCGCGUCCCCGGGGGGCAGGCCCCGCGCGCCCCGCUCAGGGUUGCGCUGCUGGACGGCACCGUGGAGCUCUUCGACGUGGAGCCCAGGUGCAACGGGCAGGAGCUGCUGGCCCAGGUGUGGCAGCGUCUGAACGUGAUAGAGUCGGACUACUUCGGCUUGGAGUUCCAGAAUGUCCAGUCCUCUUGGAUUUGGCUUGAACCUAUGAAACCCAUCAUUAGGCAAGUACAAAGGCCGAGGAGCGCGCUGCUUCGCCUGGCCGUGAAGUUCUUCCCGUCCGACCCGGGCCGGCUGCAGGGAGAGCACACCAGGUACUUAUUUGCGUUGCAACUCAAGAGGGACUUGCUGGAGGAGCGCCUCACCUGCAGCCAGACCACGGCUGCCCUUCUCACCGCACACCUGCUGCAGGCGGAAAUAGGAGACUAUGACGAGGCACUGGAUCGAGAGCACCUGCGGGUGAACAUGUACCUGCCAGGCCAGGCGCACGCCCUCGAGAAGAUCCUGGCGUUCCACCGGGAGCACGCGGGCCAGACGCCUGCUGAGUCGGAUUUCCAGGUGCUUGAAAUUGCUCGGAAGUUGGAGAUGUAUGGCGUCCGGUUUCACGUGGCCUCCGACAGGGAGGGGACCAGGAUCCGCCUGGCCGUGUCCCACACGGGCGUCCUUGUGUUCCAGGGCUCCACCAAAAUCAACACAUUCAACUGGUCCAAGGUUCGCAAACUAAGCUUCAAGAGGAAAAGGUUUCUUAUCAAACUCCACCCAGAGGUCCAUGGCCCUUACCAGGAUACAUUAGAGUUUUUGUUGGGUAGUCGAGAUGAAUGUAAGAAUUUCUGGAAGAUUUGUGUGGAGUAUCACACCUUUUUUAGACUUCUUGAUCAACCAAAGCCAAAAGCCAAAGCCAUCCUCUUCAGCCGGGGCUCCUCCUUCCGGUACAGUGGGAGAACUCAGCAGCAGCUCGUAGAUUAUGUUAAAGACAGCGGGAUAAAGAAAAUUCCAUACGAAAGGAGGCGCAGCAGGGCGAGUGCGUCCCUCCGCGUGGCAACAGCGGGCUCCCCGAGGCAGAGCGUCUCGUUCACCGAGGGCUUGAGGACCUGGGCGCCUCUGGCCGCAGCCAGCACCGCCUUCUCUUCGGCCCCGACGUCCCCCGUGGCCCCCGGCCAGCCUGACCUGAAGGACAGUGGCAGUUCCCCCCCGGACCCCCCAGCCCCCUCCAGUGGGAGCCCAGCCGCUGAGAGGAGCCCCAAGGAUGUGGCUGCAGCGCCCACAGCACCCGCUGGAGUGCCGCCGUGCCGAGGUGCCGGGCUCUGUCCCGUCGCGGGGCGGAGUGGCAGGGUCCUAGGCCGGGAUGCCGCGGGGGCUGGCGGGGCUGGCGGCGCCGCACACAGACAGGACAGCGACGGGGGCCCCUCGGCCCCGGGCCUGCCCCUCGUUCCUGGGGCUGGCCGGCGUGGCCAACACUGUGCCCAGGGUGGACACCCCUCCACGCGGACAGACCCCCCGCUGCAGGUGUCGGAGGAGUUUAUAGAUGACGACCCCGCGGAGAUCUCCUUCUUUGCCGGAGGCUCUGAGGCUUUUUCUUACCCCUUUGGCGGCAUCCUGCCGGGCUCCAGGGCCCCUGCCCAGCCCGUGGUGUCCCCCGCCCAGGGUCAGGGCUUGGUGCAGUCUAGUCCAGACAGGUGUUCCACUGAGGCCGUGCAGCUGGACGCGGACGGCGACUCAGAGCUCGAGGAGGACGACGACAGUCUGCAUGGCGACAGCCGCCCAUCGGACACCUCGGCGCUGUUCGAGGUGAAGGCUCAGGCCAGCCUGAUGCAGAGCCUGCUGAGCCCGUCCGAGACCAGCUCCCUCCGAAACAACCAGUCCGAGGCCAGCUCCCUGAGCAACGCACCCCUGCCCGGCGGGCUGCCCCCGCACACGCCCAGCUCAGCCGAGCAGUCUGGGGCGAGCUCCUUGGUGAACUUCCCGGCCGGCUCCGUGCACUCCGCCUCCAGCUCGGCUUUGCAGAUCUCGGACAUCCUCGACCAGCUGGAGCAGCUCGGCUGCCCGCCCCCUGCCGCCGAGGAGUCCAGCAGCGCCGACUCGGACUCGUGGGGUUCGGAGGCCGAGGGGCCCCUCGACGGGAGCCUCUUCUUCAGCAGUGCCUUCGCACGGGCAGGCGUGGAGAGGCUCGCGUUCGAUUUGCAGAAUAAUUUAAGGAUUCUGGUUCCAGAAGAGCAGGUCGAUAAAAUCCUCGCCGGGACGGUAUCCACCGUGGAGCCGUCGGGGGGCCCUGGGGGCGACUCAGAGCGGGAGGGCCGAGCCCCUAGGCUGGGGAGCCUGAUCGGCUGUCGGCCAAGAGAGCUGUUUAGAAACCAGUGGGAAGGUGAGCGGGUGCGCCCGGCGGCUUUGGGGCCUGAGGUGCCAGCGCCCCCGCCUCUCUCCAGUGAGCAGUGGCAGCUGUGGGGGCUGUGGGUGCCAGCCCUGCCCCGGCCUCAGGCAGCCGUGGGUGGCCGGGGUCAGGGAGGCCCAGCUGCCCAGUGCAGCCAGCAGCCGCGGAGAGGUGGGGGACACGCGCAGACUCCCCGCUCUCGGCCACCCAAGGGCGGCACGGGGCCCACUGAGCCACCCAACUGUGCACUGUGCUUCAGGCAGAAUGCUGUCUGUGUGAGGUGUCGGGUCCGGUUUGUGUUGUUUGCUCUCACCGAACGCUCCGUGCACCCGAUUCCGGGGCGCCGCAGCGGGGCCGGCCUCACUCCCACAUGCAUCCUCAGCCUGCACCUGCCCCCACGGAGUUGGGGCCUGCACCCUGGAAAUGAGGCGUUGGCUGCGUUUGUCCCCCCGUCGGCUUCCAGCCGCCCCAUGGACCCUGUGGCCGCUCGAGCUAAGGCCCUGGCCCAGGCGAGCAGCUCCACGGGCUCCUUCUGCUUGAGCCGUGAACACAGCUUCCCACUUGGCCAACCCGAGGCCCCACUGCCGACGGCGAGGGAAGCCCAGGGCGAGGCCUGCACUGUAGCUGCCCAGUGUGCAGUCCUUGAGGUGACUCGGGGAGCAGCAGAAACUCAUCAGUUUCACGUCAUUUUCUCUCAGAGAUUGAAGAAGUCCGUCUGCCAGUCAAGCAUCGGCCACUCGACAGAAGUGCGGGAGUCGGGCCCCUCGUGCACGCGGGCCGUGGGAAGGGAGCGGACUUUCCAGCUGCCUUCCCGCAGCGGCCUGAGCAUGCAGGCGAUGCGUGUACGCGCCUGGCGGGUGGGUCUCCGACCCGGGUGCCACCUUGUCGGACCUGCAGACUUCACGACCGAGGGGGACCCCGCCGUUCCCCGAGCUGCGUCGCGAGGCCCGGCUGGCCCAGGAAAUCCCAACAGCGGCCUGGGCCCGGACCACCCCACGCCGCCGCCUCUCAGCCCAGACCCCGCGAUCCGGGCGACUCUGAGCCCAGGCGAUGGGGGCCCGUUGCCCCUGCUGAGCCCCGUCCUGAGCGACGCCAGAGGGGCCGGGACCCCCAAAGAGGAGGAGACAGAGCGCCAGAGCGCGGUCACGCGGCACGUUGUCCAGUCGGAUCCUCUCGAGAGUGAAGGGGCGCUGGGGUCACUGCCGGGCACCGCGGUCCCCAGAGCUCGGCCCGGUCACCUCAUGCUUGGCGACCCCGCGGGGUGGGCCUGGGCCGGCGGCCGCGCACCCACCACAACCCGCGACCCCCAGCGCGGCCCGGCAGACGCGGCGUGUUUCAUCGCAAAGGAGCUGCUCGCCACGGAGCGGACGCAUCUCAAGGACUUGGAGGUUGUCGCUGUGUGGUUCCGCAGCACCGUGCUCCGGGAUGCCGUGCCCGCUGCCCUGGCACACCUGCUCUUCUCCAGCUCCGACCUCCACGAGCUCCACUGGCGCUUCCUGCGGGAGCUGGAGCAGCGGCUGGCGCACUGGGAGGGGCCCUGGGACGCCUGGGCCAGGGGUGGCCCCCCACGCCUCGGAGACAUCCUGCUCAGGAACCUGCGGCAGCUCCAGGGGUUUGCUGGCUCCUUGCAGAGGCACGAGGAGCUGCUGGUGGAGCUGGGAAAAGCUGCCGGGCGCUCCGAGGCGCUGGACGCAGCCUACAGAGCAUUUGAGCUGCGGAAGGUCUGCCACCUGCCGAGCGCCUUCCUGCUCAAGCCCACCCAGCGGCUGGGCCACUACCAGCACCUGCUGGCCCAGCUGUGCCGGCACUUGGCGCCCGGGCACCCCGACCUCCCCAACUGCUGCAGUGAGCGUGGUGCGUGCAGCUGCAGGGGAAGGGGUCCCGACAGGGCAGGGGUGGCCGCCGCAGCAGGUGGGGACCCAUGGGGACGGGGCAGCAAGGCACCCCCAGCCCAGCCCUUCUCUGCUCCCCAGGGCAGCAGCGGGGAGACGGUGUGUGUGACUGGGGACGGGGCACGGCGGGUGCACAGGGCGCGUCUGCUGCCGACCCACAAGCGUGUCCUCAGCGGGUGGCCCUGGGGACAGAGGAGACCCCCGGGCACUGCCAUCCUUCUCGCCAACAAGGACCCCCUGGAGCAGCAGCUGUGCUCGGGCACAAAUCAGAAAGGGCCCUGGGCUUCCGGCAGCUUCCAGAGCUACACCCAGGGCACCGCAGGGCCCUCCUGUCACAAAGUGGUGAGCCUUGUCCCCCGCCCCGCAGAGGCCCUGAGAGCCGUCACCGCGGUGGUGUCCGCGCUGCAGCGCAGCCUCGACCGGCUGGAGAACCUCCAGAAGCUGACGGAGCUGCAGCAGGCCCUGGGCGGCGUGGAGAGCCUGGUCGCGCCCGGCAGGGUGAGUGCUGCGGGCAGCUGUCCCCGUCGACUCACGAGGACGGGCCUGCAGCGGAGGCUCUUCCUCCUGUUGUCGGACAUGCUGCUGCACACGAGCAAAGCCACCGCGGGCACCAGCUGCUUCCGGAUCCAGGGCCUCCUACCUGUCCGCGGCCUGCUGGUUGAAGAAGCAGAGGGCGCGUGGCCGGCCCCGCACUGCUUCGCCAUCUGCUCUGCCCAGAAGACAGUUGUGGUGGCAGCCAGCACCCGGCUGGAGAUGAAGUAGUAGAUGGGUGACCUGAGCAUGGCCAUCGAAGCAGCCAGCAGCGGCCGCAGCCCCGCCCCGGCUCCCGUCACCUGGCCUGGUCAGUGGCUGCAACUCCUUCCCCCAGGGUCUCCUGAGAGGCAAGAGUCGGGAACGGAGGCUGGGGGUGCCUGCGAGGGGCUGGGCCAGCAGCAGAUCAACACCACACUGCACGUGUGCUGGUUCCGGAACACGAGCCUCUCCCGGGCUGACCACCGCGCGGCCGUUGAGAACCAGCUCUCGGGGUAUCUGCUGAGAAAGUUCAAAAACAGCAACGGCUGGCAGAAGCUCUGGGCGGUCUUCACCCAUUUCUGUCUGUUUUUCUGCAAGGCUCACCAGGAUGCCCACCCGCUGGCCAGCCUCCCGCUGCUGGGCUACUGCUUGAGCGUCCCAGGGGAAGCCAACGGCGUCCACAAGGACCUGGUCUUUAAGCUCCAGUUCAAAUCCCACGUCUACUUCUCCCGGGCCAAGAGCAAGUACACGUUUGAGAGGUGGAUGGAGGUGAUCGCAGGGGCCAGCAGCCCGCCUGGGAGCUGCAACAGGGCCCCCCGAGGGUCACCGGGCCCUGCCCUGAACCGUGGGCAUCCGUGAUCCUGGCAGCAAGGAAGGGCAGCAGCCGCAGGGACACAGACCCGCCGCGAGCCGUGUGGGUGCAGAGGCAGCGGCAGGGACGGCGGAGCAGCGUGUGCCGUGGCCUGCUGGCCUGCUGGGAGGACUGGCAGCCUGCCCCGACGCUGGGGGGCUCGUCUCCCCUGGCAGCCCCCACCUCCCAAGGGGCCUGGAUCUCAGCACCAGGCUGGCCCUCCUUGCACGGAAAUCAAAGUUCUCACCCACAAGGGAGUUGUCCAAUAAUUUAUUAGUGCCCCUAAUGUUUUGUAACAAAUGGAAGCAGAUGGACAAGCUGCUCGAGCUCAUAUGCACAUGUGGUUAAAAAUAAAUGGCAUCACC
Choloepus didactylus (southern two-toed sloth) is the source of this 6427-nucleotide messenger RNA. RefSeq names its product FERM, ARHGEF and pleckstrin domain-containing protein 2-like. The record is from RefSeq and is a predicted model, not a curated record. Gene Ontology annotation, cellular component: cytoskeleton. Gene Ontology annotation, molecular function: guanyl-nucleotide exchange factor activity. Lineage: Eukaryota; Metazoa; Chordata; Mammalia; Pilosa; Megalonychidae.